This is a messenger RNA of Ornithodoros turicata, 2796 nucleotides long. Its product is annotated as solute carrier family 22 member 7-like. The record is from RefSeq and is a predicted model, not a curated record. Gene Ontology annotation, molecular function: transmembrane transporter activity. Gene Ontology annotation, cellular component: membrane. Lineage: Eukaryota; Metazoa; Arthropoda; Arachnida; Ixodida; Argasidae. The transcript is spliced from 2 exons. The coding region runs from base 91 to 2664 and encodes 857 amino acids. Gene Ontology annotation, biological process: transmembrane transport.
UGCACGCGAAACCAGCGAACGUAUAACGCGCAUUAUCUUGCAUAACGUACGUCAAAGGAGACGAUAUCGUUCUAGCACCAUAGUUCUAGUAUGGAGACGCCGCCCACAGUCAUAGGAACACAGAAGCCGAAGGGGCCACCGGAUAAUGCAGCAUUACCGAGCUCUACCCCUGUUCAACCUGGAACCUCAGUUAUGGAUGUGAAGUCACCAGAGGAAGGAUCCCUGCUUUCGGCUGAAGUGUCAAAAUUGACUCCAGUAGCCGAGCGACCCAAGAAGAAAAAAAAGUCGAAACGAAAAGGAAUAGUCAGUCCAACUAGCGGAGCGACAUCUCCAGGUAGUCCAGUCGGGUCACCAACACCCCUGAGCUCGGCUGGAUCACCUAUGCCUCAUCAGUCCAAGAAGAGAAAGUCAACGAGAGACGCACUAUCGAGCCCAUCGAGCGGUGAAGUUCACUCGGCACCUACGUCCGAUGCACAUGUUUUCACUCAACCUCAGAUGCAGCAGAGUUUCGACAGUCCUACGGGCGCUCAUCCGCCUGCAGGAGAAUCACCGACGCACAUCCAGUCAAAGGAGUCUGCACACGGUGAAGAGGUUCCUCAAUCGCCUUCUCGAAGUCUCUCCAGAAAGAAGUUGGCGGGAACUUCUAGCCCAAGGGCAACAGAAAUGCCUCCUGUGUCUUCGAAAUCCGCCCCAACAGCCGACAGCAAACCUCCGGAAGGAGACUCUCAAGCAACAGCUGCUCCUUCGACACAACUCACGGAUAAGGUGGCUACGGAGGAACCAGCCCCUCUUCCUUCCAAAGAACAGCAUCGCUCUAACCUGGCGCUCACUGAUGGGAAAGCCCUAGAGGAACAGGUCGAUGACGCACCGAGCCGUGUUACUAAAGAAAUGCUACUUUCACCCCCGAAAAAGCCAACUGCAUCGGACCCGGUAUCUCGAAGCGGAAGCCCAUUCGUGACACCAACACAGAGGCCAACAUUAGAUGAGAAGGCGCCAGACACCUAUCUCUCGCCACCACCCGUACAGACCAGCGAUCACCAGCAAGAGCAGGAGAGCAGUCUCGUUGCCGACCCCAUCUCUGUGUGCGGUCACGGCUGCUAUCAACGAAUGGCCCUGUUCUGUAGUCAACUUGCUGGAUUUGUAUUCCUGUCUCAGCACAUGGUUGUGGUACUGACAACGCCGUACACAGAUCAUUGGUGCAAAGCCCCGCCUCAGUUCGCGGAUAUGGGGGUCUACGAGUGGAGGAACACGAAUAUCCCUCGAGAACCCGACGGCUCUCUCAGCCACUGCCUGGUGUAUGACCCUCCGCUACCGUUUGGAGGACCGUCUGAAAACAGGACAAUUCAACAUUGUGCCGAAUGGGAUUUCGACCAGAGCGAAUACACGGAAACUCUGCAGAGCCGCUGGCACCUUGUCUGCGAACGCAGCAGGCUUGUGUUUCUUCUGCAAACGGUGUACAUGAGUGGGGCCAUGGCUGCCGUUCCCAUCGCCGGCCUCCUGUCCGACCGCGUCGGGCGAAAAGUCGUCGUCGUCGUCUCUGUCGCCAUCUUCCUCAUAUCGGGCUUCACCGCUUGCUUCGCCAAGACCUUCUACAUCUUCGUGGCUUCGCGGUUCCUGGUCUCCGGAGCGACGGCGUCCAUCCGAAUCUUCACUUACAUCUUGCUGUUCGAAAUUUCGACGCCGGACCUGCGCUUUUUCAACUGCGUCGUCGUCCAGACCGGUCUGCUGGCUGCCACCGUAUUCACUUACACGCUCAAGCAGCUCCACUUGAGCGUCAACUGGGUCCUGAUCAUCUUACUGAUUCCAGCCGCGUGCCUCAUCUGCACCGGAUUCAUGAUACAAGAAUCGCCCCGCUGGCUGCUCGCAGUCAGUGAUUACAAAGGUGCCGAACGAACGUUAAUGUGGGCCGCCAUGCUCAAUGGCGUCAGGGACACCGAAGCACGCACGCGCUGGAAACGGGUCAUGCGUACCGCCCAGAAAUCCGAAGAAACCCUGACAGUGAACAGCAUGUUCGCGCGAGGCAACACCCUCAAGAAACGAUCAUUCAUCCUUUACAUGUGUUGGACAUCCACCAUGCUCGCGUUCUACCACUUGAACCUGUACGUGAACCGGGGAAUAUCCGAAACGGCUCGUCUACUCUGCGCACUCUCGCAAGCUCCUGCCCUAGCCAUUGCCUUCGUGUUGAUGGAGAAAGCCGGUAGACGUCGACCAUUCUUUCUGACGCUUAUGACCUGUGGGGUGCUCAUGCUUACCUUACCGUUCCUCUCAACGCGCCCCGCCGAAGAACUGCUGAUGGACAUCUUCGUGACUCUCGCAAACUUGGUCGCCAACGUGGCGGUGGUCGUCAUCUACCUGUACUCCAUGGAGCUCUAUCCGACCACGCUGAGGAGCACCGGAGUCGCCUCUUGUUUCCUCUUUGGAAGACUCGGAGCCCUGAUGUCUCCGGCCUUACAGGACCUUGGAGGCGUGACACAUUCCAGCGUUCCGUACGUGUUAUCUGGCAUCAUGAACAUCGUAAGCGGAGUCUUUGCGACGAAGCUUUCGGAGACGCGGCUAUUUGGUGCGGUUGACAGCAUCAAGCAACUGCAGAAACAGGGGCAGAGAGAGAAGCUGCUCGAGUUCGACUCGAAGCCGAUUCGGGGCAAGCAUCAUAGGGAACCGUGAGCGUCGAUGGAAGCAGAUAUGUUCCCAUUCUAUUUUUAUUGCAAUACUGCCCCUUAUUUAUUCACGCUAACGUGAAGAGUGUGGAAACUUGGACCAAGGCUAGUUUCACGCACAAUAAAACAAUAAUAAUCU